AUGGAGGCUCAGAUUGAACAACUGGAGCAGAGGCUCUCCAAGAUAAUUUUGUUCUCGAAAGAUGAAAUCAAAUCGGCUUCUCAAAGGCUGAAUGCGGCUCUGAUAGGUAAGUUUUUUGGUAGGGGUUUUCCUAUUGACUAUGUGGAAAAAGAAAUGUGGAUAUGUUGGAAUUUACAAGGUGAAUUUCACAUAUCUGCUAUGUCUAAGGGCCUGAUGCUGUUCCAGUGCCCUUCGAAGGAGGCUAAAAAUCAGAUCUUGGCUAAAGGCCCUUGGUCCCUGGCCAGGCAAUUGCUUGCCUUGGAGCCAUGGGGACCAAAAUUUAGAUCUGGGAGGGACACUAUUAAUCAGCUUAGAGUGUGGUUCCAUCUCCCAGAUCUACCUCUUGAGCUAUGGGAAGAAUGCAAAAUUCUAAAAAUUGCUUCCCAAGUUGGGGUUCCAAUGUUUCUUAGUGAAUGGACUUUAAAUUCCUCUAGACUGGGGUAUGCAUGGGUCUGUGUUUUGUUAGAUGCUUUGCGACCUAUUUGCCCUAGAGUUAGAAUCAUGAUCCAUGAUGAUGUUAUGUGGCAACAGUUCUCUUAUGAAGAGCUAUCGAAUAUCUAUUAUAAUUGUGGGCAUAUUGGGGUAACUCUGAUGCCAGCGACAGUUCAUCCAUAG
Molecule: messenger RNA, 654 nt
Organism: Elaeis guineensis (African oil palm)
Lineage: Eukaryota; Viridiplantae; Streptophyta; Magnoliopsida; Arecales; Arecaceae
Source: RefSeq, a predicted model, not a curated record